Anneissia japonica is the source of this 2400-nucleotide messenger RNA. Its product is annotated as UDP-N-acetylglucosamine--dolichyl-phosphate N-acetylglucosaminephosphotransferase-like. The transcript is spliced from 9 exons. Gene Ontology annotation, cellular component: membrane. The coding region runs from base 106 to 1383 and encodes 425 amino acids. Gene Ontology annotation, biological process: dolichol-linked oligosaccharide biosynthetic process; protein N-linked glycosylation. The record is from RefSeq and is a predicted model, not a curated record. Gene Ontology annotation, molecular function: UDP-N-acetylglucosamine-dolichyl-phosphate N-acetylglucosaminephosphotransferase activity. Lineage: Eukaryota; Metazoa; Echinodermata; Crinoidea; Comatulida; Comatulidae.
CGUGUCAACCGGUAGGUACGGAGGCUCAGGCUGCGAUGUGAUGCAAUGUGAUUGAGCAGAUUGCACAUUAUACUUCGUCAGUUUUAUGUUAGAAACCUUACCAAGAUGAAGCAGGAUAAUUCAUCAGCUAUUAUUACCAGUUUAUAUGGACUUGGUGGACCUCUUUUGAUAAAUGUUGCCCUUUCGGUAGUCGGAUUUUUUGUAACAGUUCGAAUCAUCCCACUCUUUGGAGAAUUGUUCAUCCAGGCAGGACUGUCGGGACGAGACCUCAACAAGCCCACUCCUUCCAAGGGCAAGGAGGCUAAAAAGGUACCUGAAGCUUUGGGAGUGAUAUGUGGAGCCAUGUACCUCAUCAUAAUGUUCACAUUCAUUCCAAUUCCAUUUGGUAAAAAAUGGUUCGAAAAUAACACAAACAACUUUCCACAUAAUGAGUUUGUUGAAUUUAUUGUGGCUUUAUUAUCAAUUUGCUGUAUGAUAUUUCUUGGAUUUGCUGAUGAUGUUUUAAAUUUAAAAUGGCGGCACAAGUUGUGGUUACCUACCAUGGCGACACUACCACUUCUGAUGGUUUACAUGGUUAAUUUUGGUUCAACUACUGUGAUUAUACCAAAACCUUUUACACAGUACAUUGGAACAAGUGUUGAUCUACGCAUACUGUAUUAUGUUUACAUGGGAAUGCUUGGAGUGUUUUGUACGAAUGCUAUCAACAUUCUUGCUGGAAUUAAUGGCAUAGAAGCAGGACAAUCACUGGUCAUUGGACUGUCCAUCGUAUUAUUCAAUUGCAAUGAACUUGCAGGUGCAUGGUCAGCUGCCCAUCGCUUCUCCUUGUACUUCAUGUUGCCGUACUGUGCAGUAUGCUCGGCCUUGCUGUAUCACAACUGGUACCCCUCACAUGUCUUUGUGGGAGAUACAUUUUGCUACUUUUCUGGGAUGACUUUCGCUGUUGUUGCUAUCUUAGGUCAUUUUAGCAAAACCGUUUUGCUAUUUUUUAUACCACAAAUUGUCAACUUUCUGUACUCUGUUCCUCAGUUGUUUCAUUUUGUUCCAUGUCCCCGUCAUCGAUUACCACGUUUUAAUGAAAAAACCAACAAAUUGGAUAUGAGCUAUGCAAGAUUUAGAAUUAAAAAUCUGAAUUUUAUCGGUUGCUGGAUAGUAAAGUUAUUGAAGUCUUUACAUCUGAUACAUGUAGUGGAAGGUGUUGGUGAAGAUAAAGACCAGAUUGAAGUCAAUAAUUUCACCCUCAUCAAUUUUGUUCUGAAGCUUGUUGGGCCUACACAUGAACAAACUCUUACAAUUUAUAUGCUGCUUAUUCAAGUCAUGUGCAGUGUUUGUGCAUUUAUCAUUCGUUACCAACUUGCAAGACUUUUUUAUGAUAUCGUUGAUUAAUUAUUUUCAUAUCGUUAAUUGUUGAUGAGUUGAAGAAACUUUACUUUGUAAGAUUAAGAACAAUUAUGUAACCAAAAAUGCAAUUUAUAUAAUUAAACAUUACUUUAUACAGAUGUAUGGACAAUAGAAUGGGUACUAAGUGGUACCAUAAGCAUCCAAUUUUACAGCUUCACUCUUGUGUAUGGUUUAGAACAACAUUUUGAGAUCAUGUGGACAAGAAAUAUUACCUUUUUAUAAUUUGAGCAUCAGUGAAGUAUUUCAUGAUGAAUACUCAGUGAAAUAGCCAAAAUGUAAAUCAUUGCAAAUAAGCAUAAAACAUAUGUGGUCUCAAAACAUGUAUACCUAUUUUAAAAUAUGUUAAUUAAUUUUGAGUUAAUAACAAUGAUAGAAUGAAGUAAAAUUUUAAAAUAACUGUUAAACAGUUGGGUGGGUAGGACAUUUUGUUGGAUAGAUGUUAUGGAUAAGAGAAAAUUAGUGUACUGUAGUUACAAAACAUUUACUAAUGAAACAAUAAAAACUUGUUUAUUUCAUACUUUUAUUCCACUACAGAACUGUUUCGUAUGUUCAGCCAAGCUGGCUACACUGAUCAGGUGAAUGUACAACUGAUACAAUAUUAAGGGAGAGUUAGAAUACAAAUGAUUGAGAAGCAGAUAACAGUGAUUGCCUCUGUUGUACACAUCCACCUGAUGAGUAGUCAGCCAAGCAGGCUCCAUUCAUCAGGUGCAUGUACAACUGAUACAAUAUUAAGGGUGAGUUAGAAUGAAAAUGAUAGAGAAGCAGAUAGUGAACAAUGGUUGUAUCGGGUGUAUGCAUCCACCAGAUGAGUGUUGUCAGCUCCACUGACUAUACUUUUGUAAUGAAAAAAGUAUGAAGGAAAAAAGGUCAUUAUUUUCUGUUUAUAAACACUGAAUUAGUUGUACUUCUGUAUUGAGAAAAAAUGUGUCAUAAUAAGAAAAUCCAAGGGUGUAAAGUACUUGGCCUCAUAGCUUAUAUAAUAAUAAAGAAAAAAAAUUAAAA